CCAUUCUCAGGAUCCACCUAGAGUUUUUCAUUCAUCUGAAUAUUUGUGUUAGCAGUGUCUGUGCUCAACUAGACAUUAAAGGGCUUUGUUUCUUUAAUUUAGUUACCAUAUCCAACAUCAGGAAACUGUUUGUGUUAUACCAUUUUCACUAUGCAGGGGAUUUAUGGGCGCUGAUCCUGAUGCGGGUCAGCUAAUGGCCUUGCUCUUGAAGCUGUUGAAUGCUAAAAAGACCAUUGAAGUGGGAGUUUUUACAGGAUACUCUCUUCUCCUCACUGCACUAACCAUUCCAGAUGAUGGAAAGAUUAUAGCCCUGGAUCCAGAUAGAGAAGCUUAUGAGAUAGGACUACCAUUCAUUAAGAAGGCUGGUGUAGAGCACAAGAUCGACUUCAUUCAGUCCCCAGCUCUACCUGUUCUUGAUAAACUAUUAGAAGACGAUUCGAAUAAGGAUAGUUUUGACUUUGCCUUCGUUGAUGCUGAUAAAGAUAACUACUGGAAUUACCACGAGCGGCUUCUUAAACUGGUGAAGAUUGGUGGGUUAAUAAUCUAUGAUAAUACCCUCUGGGGUGGAACUGUUGCCUGGCCUGAAGAGGAUGUUCCAAUACCCAAAAGAAAAUACCGGCAGGCUGUUGUAGCUUUCAACAAAGCAAUUGCAGAUGAUUCUCGUGUUGAAAUUUCUGUUGUUUCAAUUGGUGAUGGCUUCACUAUUUGCUGGCGUGCUCAAUGAACACCGUUUCUGAAUGUUUCGUGCUCAAUGAACACUAUUUCCGAAUGUUCCGUGCUCAAUAAACACCAUUUCUGAAUGUUUUGUGCUAUGAUCCAAGUUAA
Vigna angularis (adzuki bean) is the source of this 825-nucleotide messenger RNA. Its product is annotated as probable caffeoyl-CoA O-methyltransferase At4g26220. Lineage: Eukaryota; Viridiplantae; Streptophyta; Magnoliopsida; Fabales; Fabaceae. Gene Ontology annotation, molecular function: S-adenosylmethionine-dependent methyltransferase activity; O-methyltransferase activity. The coding region runs from base 164 to 724 and encodes 186 amino acids. The transcript has 3 exons. The record is from RefSeq and is a predicted model, not a curated record.